CAACAAUAUAAACUCAGUUUAGUUUUUCCCGUAUUUUCUAUGGGAGCACUGAAAUUGCCGUUCCUGAUGCGUAUAGAGAAGUGAAUAACGCCGAUUGAUUAAUAAUUUGUGCUUAUUUUGAAUCCAGGUUGAAUAACCAGCACACCCCCAGUUUCAUAGGUUCAAUGCUUUUAAAAAAUUGAAUUUUCAAUUGUUUAAGUUAGUAAAGCCCUUUGCAGCAUUCAACACCUUAAAUAUAUUAGUCAAUUCACUGUUUACAAAUGCCGGUAAUACAUAGGCUGUCGAAAAUAUUUCAACCAACUUUGGUUGUGCCAAAAAAUGCGAUAAUUAAGCAUCAAGAUGUUACAUCCAAAAGCCAACGGCUGAUGCUCGAGCAGGGACUAAUUCGGCAAGCCGGUAACGGUACGUUUUACAUCCUUCCAUUGCUGCAAAGGUCGCUUCAGAAAACGGUCACACUGGUAGACUAUCACAUGCAAAGGUACGCAGUAGCGGAGAAACUUACUCUACCCACACUAACGUCUGCUGAUCUUUGGCGCAAAAGUGGCCGCUUCGAAUCAGCAGGUCCAGAACUAAUGAAAACUACUGAUCGCCACGAGAAAGUCCAGAUUUUGGGACCAACUCACGAGGAAAGUAUCACUGCUCUGCUCGCAUCUAUUUCACCGAUAUCCUAUCGACAAUUUCCGCUGCGUUUGUAUCAGAUAACCACAAAAUUCAGGGACGAAAUGAAACCCCGCUUUGGGUUGAUGCGAGCAAAAGAGUUCUUAAUGAAAGAUUUGUAUACGUUUGACGUUGGUACUAAACAAGCGCAGGAAACCUACGAGGUUGUUGACGAAGCAUACCGGAAGUUUUUCGACACGUUGGGAGUGCCUUAUGUAAAGGUAAGUGGAGACUCAGGCCUUAUGGGUGGUUCUACUUCGCAUGAGUAUCAUUUUCUCAGCGAGGUCGGAGAAGAUCAACUAAUACACUGUAAUGCCUGCGGAAUAAGUUUCAAUCAAGAAAAACUAGACCCGAAUGGUCAAUGUGCAAACUGUCGAAGUGACAAAUUUACCCGACAAACAGGUAUUGAAAUUGCGCAUGCCUUUAUUCUAGAGGACAAAUACAGCAAAACUCUUGGGGCCAAGUUUUUGGAUCAAACUGGUAAACCGUCCGUGCUUCAAAUGGGAUGUUAUGGCAUUGGAAUCACCCGAUUGAUCGCUGCAAGUAUUGAAGUAUUAUCAAGCGCGCAAGACAUACGAUGGCCACUUGCGAUUGCUCCGUUUAAAGUUUGUCUGAUACCACCCAAGAAGGGCAGCAAAGAAGAGGCAGUGGCUGGACCGUGGCUAGAAAAUAUUCUAGAAGAAAUGAAUCGGUUACCUGCGCUACAAUCGGACGUAGUUGUUGAUGAUCGUACUAGUAUGACCAUCGGUAAACGACUAAUUGAUGCCCGGAAAACUGGUUUUCCGGUAAUUGUAGUUGUUAGUGGGAAGUCCGCCCAUCGUGGACACGAAUCGUUCGAGGUUUUCAAUACGCUGAAGGGGACGCAAGCGGAUUUAGAUUUCAAUGAAACUUUGGCAGAGGUUAAAAGGAUUUGUGAUUGUUGA
This is a messenger RNA of Wyeomyia smithii (pitcher-plant mosquito), 1580 nucleotides long. It is a transcript of the gene ProRS-m, whose product is annotated as probable proline--tRNA ligase, mitochondrial. Gene Ontology annotation, biological process: prolyl-tRNA aminoacylation. Lineage: Eukaryota; Metazoa; Arthropoda; Insecta; Diptera; Culicidae. Gene Ontology annotation, molecular function: proline-tRNA ligase activity; ATP binding. The transcript is spliced from 4 exons. The coding region runs from base 261 to 1580 and encodes 439 amino acids. The record is from RefSeq and is a predicted model, not a curated record. Gene Ontology annotation, cellular component: cytoplasm; mitochondrion.